CCUCUGGGCCUCACAUAAUCCCAUUCCCAUUUCCCUCCCAGGCUCCCAGUCGACACUCGAGUACUCGACAGCCACAUAAUCCGAUUGCUUACUCCUCCUCACAGCCAUUUGUGCACUGCUUACUCCUCCUCACAGCCACCGCGACAGAGUCUUCUCCCCUCUCCUCACAGGUGGCUGGCGGAUUAAUAGGAAGGUGCUGCUGUACGAUGGUAAAUGCAAUCAAAGGACUCUUCAUUUCCUGCGAUAUACCUAUGGCGCAGUUCAUCAUCAAUAUGAACGCAAAUUUGCCGGCAAACCAAAAAUUCAUAAUACAUGUACUUGAUAAUACUCGCUUGUUUGUGCAGCCUCACGCUGCUGAGAUGAUAAGAAGCGAAAUUUCCAGUUUUAGAGAGGCCAAUACUUAUGAAAAACCUCCGUAAUCAAACUUUUGUUUCAGUAGUGAUAAGAAAUCUUAAUGUUGUGUAUUCAACAUCAGUAUUUGCCAUGUAAUACGUAGUAUGAAAGUGCAUUUUGAAGUGUGAAAUGUACAUCUAAUGUCCCCCAAUAGUUUUGAUCAUUCAAGACAAUGUAUUAAUAAAUGUGUUGUACUUAAUAGAUGGUAUAAAGAUUAGGUGUUG
Messenger RNA from Amaranthus tricolor (Joseph's coat), 617 nucleotides. RefSeq names its product general transcription and DNA repair factor IIH subunit TFB5. The record is from RefSeq and is a predicted model, not a curated record. The transcript is spliced from 3 exons. Lineage: Eukaryota; Viridiplantae; Streptophyta; Magnoliopsida; Caryophyllales; Amaranthaceae. The coding region runs from base 207 to 419 and encodes 70 amino acids. Gene Ontology annotation, cellular component: transcription factor TFIIH core complex; transcription factor TFIIH holo complex. Gene Ontology annotation, biological process: transcription initiation at RNA polymerase II promoter; transcription by RNA polymerase II; nucleotide-excision repair.